AUGAAGAGGCAGAACGUGCGGACCCUCUCGCUGAUCAUCUGCACGUUCACUUACCUGCUGGUGGGGGCGGCCGUCUUCGACGCCCUGGAGUCCGAGCGCGAGCUGCGCGAGGAGGAACAGCUGAAAGCCGAGGAGACUCGGCUGAAGGGGAAAUACAACAUCACCAGCGACGACUACCAGCAGCUGGAGGAGAUCAUCAUGCAGUCCGAGCCCCAUCGCGCCGGGGUCCAGUGGAAAUUUGCCGGCUCCUUCUACUUUGCCAUAACGGUCAUCACCACCAUCGGUUACGGGCAUGCCGCCCCUGGAACAAAUGCCGGGAAGGCAUUCUGCAUGUGCUACGCCGCCCUGGGCAUUCCACUCACCCUUGUCAUGUUCCAGAGCCUUGGUGAACGCAUGAACACCUUUGUCAAGUACCUCUUGCAACGGAUGAAAAAGUGUUGCCGGAUGAGAAGCACAGAGGUCUCCAUGGAGAACAUGGUGGCUGUCGGCUUCUUCUCCUGCAUUGGCACCCUCUGCAUUGGAGCAGCUGCCUUUUCUCAUUGUGAGGAGUGGACCUUUUUCCAGGCCUUCUACUACUGUUUUAUCACAUUGACUACAAUUGGGUUUGGGGACUACGUGGCCCUUCAAACGAAAGGAGCCCUUCAGAAGAAGCCGCUCUACGUGGCCUUUAGCUUUAUGUACAUCCUGGUGGGAUUAACUGUCAUUGGGGCAUUUCUCAAUCUGGUUGUUCUCAGGUUGUUCAUGAACAUUGAGGAAGAGAGACGGGAUGCUGAGGAGCGGGCGUCUCUGGCAGGAAACCGGAGCAGCAUGGUGGUCCACAUUCAAGAGGAUUCUCAGCAUGGCCGUCCGCGGUACAAGGCUGAGGUCACCGAUCUUCAGUCCGAUUGUUCCUGCAUGUGUUACAGGUCCCAUGAAUACACUAGCCGGGUCGUUUCCCACCAAAAUUCCUUCAGCUCCAAGCUGAACCUUCAGUACUUUCACUCCAUCUCCUACAAGAUUGAGGAGAUCUCACCAAGCACACUAAAAAACAGUCUGUUCCCAUCCCCUGCCAGUUCCAUCUCUCCUGGAUUGCACAGCUUUACAGAAAACCACAGGCUGAUGAGACGGCGGAAAUCCAUUUGAAGGCAUUUUCUUUGCAGGGUGGGUGGGGGGUGCUUUUUUUCCUAAGGUUUUUUUUUUAAAAAAAAACAGUUCCU
Candoia aspera is the source of this 1196-nucleotide messenger RNA. RefSeq names its product potassium two pore domain channel subfamily K member 9 (gene KCNK9). The record is from RefSeq and is a predicted model, not a curated record. Gene Ontology annotation, molecular function: outward rectifier potassium channel activity; potassium ion leak channel activity. Lineage: Eukaryota; Metazoa; Chordata; Lepidosauria; Squamata; Candoiidae. Gene Ontology annotation, cellular component: plasma membrane. Gene Ontology annotation, biological process: stabilization of membrane potential; potassium ion transmembrane transport. The transcript is spliced from 2 exons. The coding region runs from base 1 to 1122 and encodes 373 amino acids.